Molecule: messenger RNA, 3396 nt
Organism: Verticillium alfalfae VaMs.102
Lineage: Eukaryota; Fungi; Ascomycota; Sordariomycetes; Glomerellales; Plectosphaerellaceae
Product: beta-galactosidase
Exons: 5
Coding region: 1-3396 (1131 amino acids)
Biological process (GO): lactose catabolic process
Cellular component (GO): beta-galactosidase complex
Molecular function (GO): beta-galactosidase activity; carbohydrate binding
Source: RefSeq, a predicted model, not a curated record
AUGGCAGAUUCUCAGGGGGUCGAUGGGGUGGAUAUGGAGCCACGAGAUGGUGCGGGUCGAAGGGUGGGCGAAGGCUUGGAGGGUCUUGGUAGACAGCCGAUCAGCAAGUUUUGGGAACGUAGCACUGACUCCGAGUCUGUUUUUGAACCCGCUCGGUGCGAGGGUGAUGAUCUUGUCACUUCUGGAGAUGCCCAGACACAAGAGAGGGGGGCCAUGCUAUAUUCGCCUCGCUCAUGGGAGUUCCUCAUUUCCUUCCAAGGCCAUUACACCCGACGGCCCGUGUUGUACAUCCGCAAGUGUCAUCUCAGUCGGGCAAAGCCCUUGCGCCUCUUCGCGAAUCUCGAUCAAGCGUUGACCAUGUCAGCUCAGCAUGGCACCGAACCUACCAUUGACGAGGACGCCGUCCUGCACUUUGACGUCCAAGUGAGAGCCAAUACGCCAAGCAGCCAGAGCAGUGCUUCAAGUGAUGUCCCAGACGAGAGCUUGGCUCCUCCCGCUUUCAGCCGACCUGGACACCAUCUCCCCGUCGCAACCCCGGACUGGAACAACCUCAAGGUUCUCCACCACAAUACCCUGGCCCCACGAAGCAGCUUCUUCACCUAUCCGAACGAGAAGGACGCUCUGACGUGGGAUGUCAGCAAGGCCAAGGCCAUCUGCCUGUCAGGAACCUGGAAGUUUCACCUGUCAACCUCACCCUUCGAUGGCCCACGCAACUUCUGGGAGGCUGGGUACGACCACAAUGCUGCCGAGCAUCAGUGGAGUAAUAUCGCCGUCCCUGGCAUGUGGCAAUGCCAGGGCUUUGGGAAAGGUCCCCAGUACACCAACUACAACUUUCCCUUCCCUGUGGACCCGCCAAACGUCUCCUACACUGAUAACGAGUGCGGCAGGCACCUGACGACUUUCAAGGUUCCUCAUUCCUUCAAGGACCAUCAGUUGCGGUUGAGGUUUGAGGGCGUCGACUCUGCCUUUACCGUUUGGGUCAACGGCCACAAGGUCGGCUAUUCGCAAGGAUCGCGUAAUCCCAGCGAGUUCGACAUAUCCAGACUCGUCACGGCUGGGCGCUCCGCCACUCUCGCCGUCGAGGUCUACCAGCGUUGCGACGGCACCUACAUUGAGGACCAGGACCAGUGGUGGCUCAGUGGCAUAUUUAGAGACGUCUACCUGCAUGCCUUUGAGCGGUUCAGUCCGCACGAUAUCCACAUCCAGACGCUCCUCGAUGACGAUUACAAGAAUGCCGUCCUCAAAGUUGGCGUCACUACGAGCGAGUUUACCUUUGUCUCGUUGAGGCUUCUCGACGCCGACGGCGAGCCAGUGUUCGGGGAAACCCACCAUGGCGCGACGCAGGCGCAGGGCACCACCGACCUCACGUUUGAAUUACCAGUCAAGAACCCACACAAGUGGACGGCCGAGACACCAUAUUUGUACACGCUCUUGCUCGGCUUCCCCGGCUGCGUCAUCCCGCAGCGUGUCGGCUUCCGCAGAACUGAACUCAUUGAUGGCGUCUUUUGCGUCAACGGCGAAACCGAUCAAGCUCAGGGCCUGUACGAUCAGCUGGGAUUGUGGAUCCUCAACGAAGCGGACCUUGAAUGCCACGGCUUUGCUUCCGUCGGCGGCGACGCGUCCAAGUUUACGUCUGACAACCCUGACUGGAAGGAUGCCUACGUAGACAGGGCGCGUCAGAUGGUGUUGCGCGACAAGAACCACGCGUGCGUGAUCAUCUGGUCGCUGGGGAACGAGGCGUUCUACGGACGGAACCACCAGUCCAUGUAUGACUUCAUUAAAAGCGUUGACACGACGCGCCUUGUCCAUUACGAAGCGGACUACGGAGCGCGGACAGUGGACAUUUACAGCCGGAUGUACUCCUCGGUCGAGAGCGUCAUCAACGCGGCGAGAGACAAGGACUGGGAGAAGCCCUUGGUUUUGUGCGAGUACAUCCAUGCCAUGGGCAACGGCCCGGGAGCCAUCCGAGAGUACGUUGAGGCGUUCUACCGGUACCCUAGGCUCAUGGGAGGAUUCGUUUGGGAGUGGGCCAAUCAUACGAAAGAUGGCGAAGAGUACAUGGCGUAUGGCGGUGACUUUGGAGACGACCCCAACGACAAGAACUUUGUCAUGGACGGGCUAUGUUUCUCCGAUCAUACGCCGACUCCGGGUCUUGUCGAGUACAAAAAGGCCAUCGAGCCUGUGCAGGUACUGGGACUCGACGGCGACGAGGUUACCGUGAUCAACCGAUACGAUUUCCUCACUUUGGAUCAUUUAACGUGCCACGCCCACUUUCUCACCGAGGAUCGUCGCUUUGCAGAGAUCUCGAUUGUCAUUCCAAAAGGAAAAGAAGCCUUCUUGAACUUGAGGUUCAGCUUGAAGGAGCGCACGGCCUGGGCACCUGCUGGCCACGAGGUUGCAUGGGGCGACAUUCAAAUUGGCCAGCCGGACAGCCUGACGGCGAGCCUGCACCAUCUAGGCAUGGAGCCAAACACCACUCGUCUCCCCACGAUAACGCAAGAGUCUUCCCAUUUUCUCUCGAUCACCUCGAGCAGCGGCUUGAAAACGUGGGGGUUCGACCUCCACGAAGGCACGCUGACGAGCGUCACGCGCGGCGACCAGCCCAAGCUCAACCUGCUCACCUCCCCCCUCACGCUCGACUUCUACCGCGCCCUCACCGACAACGACCGCGGCGGCCGCUUCGGCUGGGAGUGGCGAGACCGCCGCCUCCACCAGACCCACGCCCAUGUGCGCAGCGCCGAGUGGCGCGAGACAAAGCGCAGCCUCGAAGUGACGGUGCACGCGCGCAUCGCGCCCCCCGUGCUCGCCUGGGGCGUCGACACGACGACGACCUUUUCCUUCCGCGGCGAGGGGUGCCACAUCAAGAUCAAGGGCACGCCGCGCGGGCUGCGCCUGCCGGGCACCUUUGCGCGCAUCGGCCUGACGCUCGGCCUCGCCGGCGUCGACGAGGUCGAGUGGUUCGGCCGCGGCCCGGGCGAGAGCUACCGCGACAAGAAGAUGAGCCAGCGCUUCGGCACGUGGCGGCGCGGCGUCGACGCCCUUUUCACCGACUAUGAGUUUCCCCAGGACGGCGGCAACAGGACGGACGUCCGCUGGGUCAAGUUCAAGCAGCUGCUCAGCGGCGACGGCGGCGGCGGCGGCGGCGAUCCUGGCACGCUGCUCACGGCGCGGUUCGGCGACCUCGAGGGUGCUUCCUUCUCGGCCAUGCACUACACGACGGCGGAUCUGGACGAGUGCCAGCACCCGUAUGAGCUGCACAAGCGGCGGCGGGACGACACGAUCGUGAGGCUCGACUGGGCGCAUCACGGGCUGGGGACGGGGUCGUGCGGGCCGGCGACGCUGCCGCAGUACGAGCUGAGGUCGGAGGACUUUUCGUACGAGCUGCUCCUCGAGUAG